This is a messenger RNA of Ruditapes philippinarum (Manila clam), 1866 nucleotides long. RefSeq lists its product as uncharacterized. Bases 1 to 1866 code for a protein of 621 amino acids. The record is from RefSeq and is a predicted model, not a curated record. The transcript is spliced from 2 exons. Lineage: Eukaryota; Metazoa; Mollusca; Bivalvia; Venerida; Veneridae.
AUGGAAAUGUUUUCAAGAACGACUAAAAGUAACGUAGAGACGACCGCUCCAUAUGUGUCUGAUAUUGGUUUAGACCACACAGCUGAUAAUACAUUUACAAGCAUGAUUACUAACAAUAUAGACGAUUCUGACGUUAAAAAUACAGAAAAUAGUACUUUACAACAUAACCAUAGUACAGAGUCAAAAAUGAAAAGUCAUAGUGAAUAUAUAAUGGAAUCUAUCAAUAGCAUAAAGACAACUCCAUCAGUAAAUGCAAGUAAUCUAGUAACAGGAACCAAUGAUUCAAUAAUACAAUCGAGCGAGAUCAGUGCAUUGACAGCGUCGUCAGAAAGUACCCAAAAAAGCACAGUCCCAGAUAUGGAGAGCACACAAACGAGCACUUUAUCAUCAAAUAUGGAUACUGUAACUAAAAAACAAUAUUACAAUAAUUAUUUUACGGAUUCAUCAGCAAAUUUAAGCAGUACAUCUGAAAUGGGAGAUGACACCAGUAUUAACCCUACCUUUACAGAAAACAUGUCAGAUGUCACAGUUACAGAAUCCAAGAUACAACUUCUUGUUACAAACAUGAACACUUUUACAUCGCCAGGUGUUGAAAAUACUGAUACAACAUCCAUAAAUAAUAAAACAUAUCGUACCAGUUUAGGUAAUGUUAAUACUUUAUCUGAUGCAAUGGGCAUUUUGUCUACGACAGAAACAUAUAUAGUUGACACUUUGUCUGAUAAGGAUUCACUUGAUUAUACGCAGACAACAAGUUCUAAAGAAGUUGCAUUUAUAAACUUAAGCACAAACACUACUGAAAAAAUAGGUCAUUUUGAGGACACGACAAAAUCUUCUGAAACGAAAGAAAGCAUGACCGUGUCAGAAAUAUUACCUUCAACUGGUGAUCUUAAUAGUCAACCUUCGUCAACAGACUAUGAUAGCAGACAAUCAACUUUAGAUUCAUACACAUCGUCAUUAAGUCAUUUAGACUCUUCAAUCUCCGAAAAUACUAAGAAAGUAAACACCAAGACCACAGAUGAAAUCACUUCUAAAUCGACACCAAACUACUUGAAUGAUUUUUUGAAGUCAACAGAUGCCAUUUCGGUAAAAAGUGCAAAUAACGAUACGUAUACGAAAACAAAUGACAUUGAAAGCAGUUUACCAUUUGCAACGAAAUUUGAAGUGCACUCACAACCCUCCGGAACAAAGAGUCUUGAAUCAACAACAUUGUUUCAUUUCAACAGCACGAAAAAGAAUAUAACAAAUAUGCAUUCUUCGGAAAAUAACAGCAUUAUGUCAACGACUGAAAAAAUCAGUGAAUUAAGAGUCACAAAUGAGGAUUUAUACGCAACUUCUUUAACUGCAUUACGGAAUUACAGUAAACAAAGCUCAACAGACACGGGUGUUACUAUUGCGGCAUUUACAACGGUUUCAAAAUCCAUAAAUAAUGAAAGGUCUACAGAUGUAAGCAGUGUCCAAACAAUUCUAUCAAGUGGUGGAACAACAUCAGGUAUAACUGAUCUUUUAACAAUAACAACAGAACCCACCAAUACUGGGAAUUUUGCAUCGGUCGAUGAAAAGCACCGUUCAUCAGUGCGAUCAACAUCAACUGAAAUUACAAAUGGUGAAUCGACAAUUGCCAUGAUCACAAAUACUACUGGUAACAAAUAUUCACUAAAUGACAAUGAUGUGGAAUUCACAAAGAUGUCAAGUGACAUAAGUACUAAUUUCGAAACACCAUUAGAAAGUUCCAGCAUACAAUCAUCUUCACAGGCAGGUGAGACUAGUACAAAAUUGACUAAUGGCGACAACAGUUCCAGUCUUGAAUAUACUAAAUAUUGGAAUAUACUUAGUACCAAACCUAACAUAGGUAAUGCAGAAUGUUAA